This is a messenger RNA of Lemur catta (Ring-tailed lemur), 4335 nucleotides long. RefSeq names its product apical junction component 1 homolog (gene AJM1). Bases 1 to 2946 code for a protein of 981 amino acids. NCBI's taxonomy places the organism in Eukaryota, Metazoa, Chordata, Mammalia, Primates, Lemuridae. Gene Ontology annotation, biological process: cell-cell junction organization. The transcript has 2 exons. The record is from RefSeq and is a predicted model, not a curated record. Gene Ontology annotation, cellular component: apical junction complex; plasma membrane.
AUGACCCGCACGGACCCGCCGGACCUGCUGGUGUCGACCGUGUACCAGGACAUCAAGGUGGCGGCCCCGGGGCCCGCGUCCAGGCGCCCGCCAUGUGAGCGGCCCGCGGUGGCCCGGCCCGCCGCGCCCGCGCCUUUCAACAAGCGCCACUGCCGAAGCUUCGACUUCCUGGAGGCGCUGGACGGGCCGGCCAUGGAGGCGCGCUCGGAGCCGCCGCCUGCGGAGCCCGCCGCGCCGCGUGCCCGGCCCCGCGACGGCGAGCCCCGGCGCCGCGCCCGCUCCAAGAGCGCGCCCCGCGCGCCCCCGUGCCUGGCGCCCGCGCCCGCCUCGCCGCCGGUGCUGCCGCGCCGAGGCCGAGAGGCGCAGCGCGAGAAGCGGGCCGAGGCAUCGCCGCGCCGGGAGCCCGCGUACCCCGCGCUGCGCGCGCUCGCCAACGAGCUGCACCCCAUCAAGCUGCAGCCGCAGCGGGGCGGCACCGGCCGCAUCGCGCCCCUGUGCGCCGCCACCGGCCGCUGCGCGCCGCCUGAACCAGCACCCCCUGGGCCCGCCCCCCACGUCCGCUGCCGCCUGGACAUCAAGCCGGACGACGCGGUGCUGCAGCACGCCGCUCGGGGCUCGCGGCCCUGCGGGCCCACCGAGGCGGUGCCCUGGGCCCGCGCUGCCCCGCAGCUCCACGGCCUCACGGUGCCCGGGCCCCGCCACGUGGCGCUGUCCCGCACCCCCACCCCUAGCGACUCGUACUGUGUGGACCCCCGAGCGCUGUACUGCGACGGGCCUCUGCCAGGGCCCCGGGACUACGCGGAGCGCCGCCCUCUGCACUUCACCGCCCCUCCGGGCCCCACCCAAUUCUUCUACACCGAGGAUGCUGACGGCUACUCAGGCGGCUUUACAGCCAGUCCCGGCCCUCCCUUCGACGCCUACUGUCCCAGGCCCUACCGGCCCGAGGAGCCCCUGGGGCCCAGCCCAAGACGUGGGGGCGGCUAUUAUGCAGAAGAAGUUCGCACCUUCCCGAUCCAGGAACCGCCCUCCCGCUCCUACUACGGGGAGGCACCUCGAGCCUAUGGCCUGCCUUGCGGGCCCCGCUUUGCCCCAUUUGCCCACGAGAAGCCGCGGGCUCACCCCACCAACCGUCCCUUUUAUACCGAGGACUUCGGGCGGUACCACGAGCGCGACGCCCUGGCUCGGACUUACCCGUACCCGCGCAGCAGCCAGUCCUGGGCUGACUGGGGCCCGCGGCCUUACCGCACCCUGCAGUUGGCUCCUCCCCACGACCCUGGCCCAUUGCUCUCCUCAUGGCACGGCGGGACCGGUACCAGCCCUCCCCGACUGGCCAGCGACAGCCGCCACUACUCGCGCUCUUGGGACAACAUUCUGGCCCCCGGGCCGCGCCGGGAAGACCCCCUGGGCCGCGGCCGCAGCUACGAGAACCUGCUGGGGCGCGAGGUGCGGGAGCCGAGGGGCGCGUCCCCAGAAGGCCGGCGCCCGCCGGUCAUCGUGAACCUGUCCACCUCGCCCAGACGCUACGCCGCGCUGUCCCUGUCCGAGACGUCGCUGUCAGAAAAAGGCCGCGGAGGCGAGGGCCUGAGCCGCAACUGGUACGUCACGCCCGAAAUCACCAUCACCGACAACGACCUGCGCGCCGCUGAGCGACCCACCGCCAGGGGCUGGGAGCUGCCGGGGGGCCGCCCGCGGCCACAUCCCCCGGCGGCCCCCGCCGGCCCCACCUCUGGCCGCCAGCGUAGCCUGGAGCAGCUGGACGAACUCAUCACAGACCUGGUCAUCGACUCUCGGCCCCCGGCCGGCCAGGCCCCGGAGCCCGUGACCGACGGCCUGGGCCACCAGCUUCGCCGCCUGCUGGACUCGCGGCCCGCGGGGCCCGGGGCCCCCUCGCUGGCACCGCCGCGCUCGCCCCCCGCCUCGGCUGGCAGCGCCGAGGAGCCUGCGGGCGCGGGGGAGACGGCCGACGCUUCUCCGGAGCCCAGCGCGGACGAGGACGACCUGAUGACGUGCUCCAACGCGCGCUGCCGGCGCACCGAGACCAUGUUCAACGCCUGCCUCUACUUCAAGUCGUGCCACAGCUGCUACACCUACUACUGCUCGCGCCUGUGCCGCCGCGAGGACUGGGACGCGCACAAGGCGCGCUGCGUGUACGGCCGCGUGGGCAGCGUGUGCCGCCACGUGCUGCAGUUCUGCCGCGACAGCGGCCCGGUGCACCGCGCCUUCUCGCGCAUCGCGCGCGUCGGCUUCCUGUCGCGUGGCCGCGGGGUGCUCUUCCUGGGCUUCCCGAGCCCGGGCUCAGCCGACAACUUCCUGCGCUUUGGCCUCGAAGGGCUGCUGCUGUCGCCCACCUACCUGUCACUGCGUGAGCUGGCCACACACGCCGCGCCCCUGGGCAGCUACGCGCGCGAGCUGGCGGCCGCUGGGCGCCUCUAUGAGCCGGCCGAGUGCUUCCUGCUCAGCGUGUCGGUGGCCGUGGGUCCCGGCGCCGCGCCCCCAGGGGCCCCUGCCCGGCCUGCGCCCGCGCCGCGCAGCCCCGGGCCCACGGUGCGCAAGUUCGCCAAGGUGGCACUGGCGGCCGGCAGCCCGGCGCAUCCGCCCCCGGCGCGGGGCCGUGAGCCAGACAUGGAGACGCUGAUCCUGACGCCGCCGCCGGGCACGGCCGGCCUGGACCAGGAAGGCGAGGCGGGCCGGCGCGCUCGCGAGGUGGCUUUCAUCCACAUCCAGCGCGAGCUGCGGCUGCGCGGCGUCUUCCUGCGCCACGAGUUCCCGCGCGUCUACGAGCAGCUCUGCGAGUUCGUCGAGGCCAACCGGCGCUUCACGCCCACCACCAUCUACCCCACGGACCGGCGCACCGGCCGCCCCUUCAUGUGCAUGAUCAUGGCUGCCUCCGAGCCGCGCGCGCUCGACUGGGUGGCCAGCGCCAACCUGCUGGACGACAUCAUGUGAGCCGCGGGUCGGACCAGGCUCAACCCGGGCCCCGCCCAGCCUGCUCAGGGCCCCGCCCCCGUUCCUCCUAAGCCCCGCCUCAAAUUCCUCCAGCCGCCCCCUCAAGCUCCGUCCAGGUCCCCUCCAGGCACUCGGUCCCUCUCCCGCACCCCAGGGGGUUCCCUAAAGGCUCCUCCUCUGCCUUCCCCACCCCCAACAGCGCCUCUGCCCUCGGACCCCUCCCUCCUCCAGCUCCCCCUCGAGGACCCCCAGGCCGGUCCUUGCCCUCGGUGCUCCCCGCUGGGAGGCGGGGUGGGCCUGAGGACCGCCCAGCUCUGCCUUCGCGCGGAGGGGUCGCUACUGCACAGACCCCACCCGCACAGAUCGGGUCCCGCGAAGCUCGCGCUUGAGCCUCCUCAACCCGGUUCCGCUGCGUCCAGGAGCCGGUGUUAACCAAAGCCUAGUCUCGUCACUUUAAACACGCCCGACCCCGCCUCCUGUGGUCUGGGGUGCCAGCUGCUCAGAGGCCUGUCCUCUCUGAGGGGCACCCUGGUCGGCCUCCGUGCGUGUGUCCUGAGCCAGAAAGCCGCGGUGCGUCCCAGAGAGGCGGUGGGCAGGGCGGGCGGUGCGCGGUCCAGUCCGCACACUGUCAGUACCGCCCUGCCGUCCCCUCCUCCAGCCUCCCUGGUUUGGGCCCUGCAGGGACAGUUGGGGAAAGCAGCCAGAGGAUAAUCGGAGGUCUUCAGGCCAAGGUGCAAGCCACCGAGCCAGAAGGGCGGGAGACCUGGGCAGACGAAGCAGAGCAUAUGAUGAGUGGGGGUGCUGGCUAGGCCAGGCUACGCGACAAGUGGGGUGCCCGCCCACGCCCCACAGGAUGGCCGUAGGCAGCUGCCAGGGCGGAGAGAGGAUGCAAACAGCCCCGCAGGCUCUAACGUCACAGGGAGGCGGGAAACCCGUGCAGAGGGCGGGCCAGCUGGGAGGGGACCGCGGAGACCUUAGCGGAAGGGGCUCCUACCCGCUGGAGCAGGAAGGGCCACGGGACAGCCCCCAGCUGGGAGCCGGCGGGGAAAGCGUGCUGACAGCAGGUGCGGGGCGAGCUAGUGCGUCAGCGCGAAAGCCCACCCGAGGGGGUCGGGAUCUGUCCCGAGACUCAGAUUCUUUAACUGCACCGAAGUUCCCGCACGCCGGCUCUGGCCGCGCCCUGCGGCCUGCAGACACGCCUGCGCACCGGCCCAGUAUCCCGCUUGUCCCACCCGCCUUCGCGGCCCCCGGAGUCUGGCCGCCGCGCUCCCCCGCCCCGGGGCCUCCGCAUUCGGUCCCACGCCUAAAGGCCGGCCUGGAAAGCCCCUGGACAGGAAUAUUUCCAGUGGGCGAGCGCUUCCGAACCAAGUAAAAUAGAACUUGAAUGUA